Pisolithus orientalis is the source of this 1131-nucleotide messenger RNA. RefSeq lists its product as uncharacterized. The transcript has 4 exons. The record is from RefSeq and is a predicted model, not a curated record. Lineage: Eukaryota; Fungi; Basidiomycota; Agaricomycetes; Boletales; Pisolithaceae. Gene Ontology annotation, molecular function: protein binding. Bases 158 to 1045 code for a protein of 295 amino acids.
CUGCUGCCCCUCAUCACCCAAUGUACAUGUGCUACAACUCCUCACUGCCCCUUAUGCCCAUCACACAGUGUGAAAAGAGGGCCAAAGCACCCCUUGUGCCUGUUGCUGUCUGCACUAUAUAUUGUAUGAUUGUAGGUCAGUGUUUGAUGUCCCUCAGAUGCCUUCUAUGUAUUCUUUGCCUCUUGAACUUAAAUGUCAUAUCCUUGGCUAUUGCAACAUUCAGGAUAUUGCUGCCUUAGCACAGGCCAGUGCUCUGCUCAAUGCUAUUGUGCAUGAUUACAUUGAACACUGCCUGCAUGUCAUGAUGGCCACAUUCUUCAGCUUGACCAAGAUGCUGAAAAGCAUCUUGCAGGCAUGUGAUGCAGUCAUUUCAGGUUCAUGUGCUCUGCACAUCCUGCUACCAGCAAACAAGACUUUAAUCUCUGUCCUAUUGGAAUGUGAAGGGUACAAAAUUGUGCAGCAACAAUCAAUAAAUGGAGGACCAUACGAUUUGUCUUCAAUUCAAGCUGUGGUUUCAUUUUCCAACAUGUGUCAGUGCAUCAAUGUCAUCAUCUCCACAAUGGCAGCAGCUGUUUCUCCCACUUUUGAAUUUCACAGCACUGCAGUCAUGAACUUCAUCACAGCUGACAGUGUGUUCUGUGCCUAUCCCACAUUCACCCUCUGUCUCAUGUCUAUGGUAAAUCUGGGUCCUGUAUAUUUCAGUCCUUGGGGUGUCAAGAUGAUGCAGGCCCUCAUAAAAUAUGGCACUCAUGGUUUUUGGUUGGUGCCAUGCAAUGACAUCCAUCGACUAUCUGCUGUUUGCAGAUCAAUGCCUUGCUCGAUCGCAGACCAUGAUUGCCUUUGGGUCAACACAAACAUGAUGUCCUGUGUAACAAUGUCACCUAGUGACAUUUUCUACUUGUUGGGGUUCAUCAACCUCAUUUGGCUUCUGGGUGGUUACAUAUGUGGCACUACAUAUCCCUUUAUCUGUGCACAGUGUUUUCUGAUUGAGGAUGAUUUCCAUGAUCUCUUGGGACCUCACUUCCUCGGAAGUGUGGAGUUUUAGGUGGCUUGAUGGGUUUCGUGGUCAGGUUUCUCUAAGUUUUGGUAGUUUCACAAGGUUAUGUAUCUCUACUUUGUAUUAUGUGGUCG